UCUUUCUCUAAAGGUGUCUUCUUUUCAUAAGUCCCCUUUCAGAAGUUCAUUUUCGCCUACAAAUUCCUUCCAAUAGUAUCCAUUUUCCCAACAUUGAAAGAGAGGAGAUGGCAAAGCCAUGUUUAACGGCGAUGGUGGUGGCGGCUCUUGCUCUGGUGGCCUCAGCCGUGACGCUCGCCCGUGCCGAGGCGGAUGACCCCGAGAAGGUGGACGCUUGGUUCACUAGGCUCAGUCACGCCGAGCGCAAGACCACGCGCCUCCACUUCUACUUCCACGACACGCUCUCUGGCAAGAACCCCACCGCAGUACGCGUCGCCGAGGCCACGAUGACCGAGAAGUCCCCGACGCUUUUUGGGUUGGUAAACAUGAUCGAUGACCCGUUAACUGAGGGGCCCGAGCCAGAGUCCCCCCUUGUCGGUCGGGCUCAAGGAUUCUACGCCUCAGCCGGGCUGGAGUCGCUGGGCCUGCACAUGAAUGUGAAUCUCAUAUUCAUAAGUCCCGAGUACAACGGUAGCACUCUGAGCAUAUUAGGCCACAACCCAGCGCUCGAGACCUAUCGAGAGAUGCCCAUCAUCGGCGGCACCGGCGUUUUCCGGCUGGCGAGCGGAGUCGCAACGGCGAAGACGUACUUUUUCAACCUCACCACCGGUGAUGCUAUAGUUGAAUAUAAAGUCAUAGCUAUGCAUUACUAGACACCGAGUGGAUAUAUCGUGGCUUAUGUUGUAGUCCACUUCUUCUUUUUCUUUUUUGGCCUUUGAUUUUGUGCGGUCCAAAGGUUGUGGAGU
Messenger RNA from Rhodamnia argentea, 785 nucleotides. Its product is annotated as dirigent protein 23-like. The transcript has a single exon. Lineage: Eukaryota; Viridiplantae; Streptophyta; Magnoliopsida; Myrtales; Myrtaceae. The record is from RefSeq and is a predicted model, not a curated record. The coding region runs from base 108 to 692 and encodes 194 amino acids.